This is a messenger RNA of Verticillium dahliae VdLs.17, 1143 nucleotides long. Its product is annotated as alpha-ketoglutarate-dependent sulfonate dioxygenase. The record is from RefSeq and is a predicted model, not a curated record. NCBI's taxonomy places the organism in Eukaryota, Fungi, Ascomycota, Sordariomycetes, Glomerellales, Plectosphaerellaceae. Gene Ontology annotation, molecular function: 2-oxoglutarate-dependent dioxygenase activity. Gene Ontology annotation, cellular component: cytoplasm. The transcript is spliced from 3 exons. Bases 1 to 1143 code for a protein of 380 amino acids.
AUGGCCCAUCUCGAGGCCCGCAAGCACAUAUCUCCCGACUCGGAAAAGAUCAGAGACCAUGUGCCGCCUGAUAGUUUGCGAGAAGAGAUUAAGCCUGAAAAGGACCGAGCUCACUUCGCUGAUCCUUCCAAGAAAGCCCUGCUUUCUGUAGCCAAACAAGUUGAUCUCACCGAGUCGAUCGGAACCCUCCUCGAAGGUGUUCAACUUUCUCAGCUCAGCCCCGAACAGCUAGAUGAGCUUGCUGCUCUGGUCACGGAGCGAGGUGUUGUCUUCUUCCGCAACCAAGACCUCACGACUGAUGGCCAAGUAAAGCUAUUUGAGCACUACGGCGUUCUUGAUAAGCAUCCAGCUCAGAAGGAUGUUAAACAUGUUGUGAUUAAGGGCAGUAGGGAAGAUCAUCGUGAAAUUCUCAACUACACACCCUGGCCUGGGGCAGACUUUCACGCCGACACAUCGUUCGAGAUCAACCCACCGUCGUACUCGCUACUGCGGAUGGAAGAACACCCUGCAGUUGGCGGGGACACGACAUGGGUGUCACAGUACGGCCUUUAUGACGCCCUGAGUGACGCCUACAAGAAAUUCAUCAAUGGAUUACAUGCUGUGCAUACGUCGCGACUGCAAUAUGACAGCAUUCUUGAUCUCUGGGGAGUGGGACCCAAUCGGCCACCGAUCGAUAGUCAUCAUCCUGCUGUCCGCACUCAUCCUGUCACUGGACUGAAAGCUUUGAACGUAAAUCCAGGCUUCGUGACAGGAUUCGCCGAGUUGAAAAAGGUCGAAUCGGAUAAGUUAUUGGAUUUCUUUGCCUACCACAUCCACUCUGCGGACGAUCAUGCACCCUUGACUGACAUUCACAGGGCCACAAUCCAUCGGGUGAUACCGGGGACAUAUGAAGCCCCUCGAAGGGGCAUUAGGACAACCGUUUUUGGCGAGAAACGUAAGUUGCAGCCCGUGAUACUUUUGGGCAGCAAAUUGACUCUCUCAGCCUACCUUGACCCGGCUAGCGAAAGCCGCAACCAGAGGGCAGCACGGCUCAAGGCUGCUAUACAAGAUGGAAAGACUGCUUCUGGAGGUGGCUUAGGUAGUAAGGCACCUGUUGGCGAAAGCAACAAGAACUCAAAGCCCGAAGCGAGUACCCCUGCUUGA